GGGGACUUCCAAGUUGACUUCCAGACUUGCUCGGGGCAAUCGAUCUUCUCUCCUUCUCCUUCACAAUUCGACUUUUCGCGGUGUGUCCGACCAUCUGACAUCAGACAACCCGCAUGAGAUGCAACCACCUUAUUGACGCACUCGCGUGUAUGCCAUGAGGAUGCAUAUCCUUCUUUUUAGUUAUAAUAUACCAGCCCCAUCUCAACGUCUUCGGCCGAUUAACCUCGACAAUUCCAAGCAGUCCCCGUCUCAUCCAUCAUGAACCCGGACGCUCGCCGGAGUGCCUGCGAUCGAUGCAGGGGCCAGAAGCUGCGAUGUGUGCGACCAUUCCAGGCCAGGGGGCUCAGCCCCUGCGAACGCUGUCUCAAGGCCGGGGCCGAGUGUACCAACAGUCUGUCCUAUGCGCAGCGCAAGCUGCAGGAAGCCCGGCAGUCGGCCUCCUUUCUGGAUCAGCGAUCGUCCCGCAUCUACGAAUCCGUCUCCGUCCCACGCGCGCCCCCCGACUUUGCCGAAUCGAUCGACUCAAUCCCCGCAAAAAGGAAGUUAACACAACCAUUCCUCGAGUCCGCGCAUUAUGUGUCGCCGGUCACUAUCCAUCCCUCCGUGAUCGGGGGCCGCAGUGGGGAGACUGUCAGCCGGGCAGCCCCCAAGCAGCCGCCCACCUCCUUGAGUGCGACCGAUCAGAACCCAGACCUAUCCAGGUCGAAGACAUUGGGAUAUGGAGUAGAGCCUCUGGACUUUGACGUCCGACUGAGUCCAGAGGCCACUGGCCAUGGAAGCGAUCAAUUCAUGGACAUGCUCUUUGACGACCCCAAAGUGACUACUGCCAGAACAAGACCCGAGCACCUUGACGAGGAACCGCCUCCACAGGAGACCUCUGGUACAGCAUCGCCCCCUCUGGGGACCAAGGAGGACUGUCUGCAUUGCUUGUCCGAACUGAGUUCCCAGAUCCUGCGAGAUUCGAGCAAGAUGAGAGCCAUGCCUCUUCCCGACAUCCUGUCAUUCUCGGCAUGGCCGGAUAACAGCAAAGGGCAGCCUGAGAAGGGUCUUCAGAACAGCAUUGGAAGGCUAUUAGAACUCACCCAGGCUUACCUGAAUAUUCUACACUGCCUAAAAUUAGCGACCGCAUCCGCCAUGUCACAUCCUUCCUCCUCAUCCCCAUCCUUCCACCAUCGGUCGCCGCGUUCGCCGUCCAAUGACUCGGAUUGCUCGUACUCUGAGUAUUGGAACGACCCGGAGCAUCUGGCAGUGCACAAUCAAGAAAAUCCUCCAAGGACUGGUCCUGAGAAUUUGAUCUCAUUUCCCGACGCUAUGCCAGAUCCAGCCUCCAAACAAUCGGUCGGGUCGUCGGGAGUUGACAUGCCCACCACAUUGACCAUCCUGACCUGUUACAUCUGGCUGUUACAUGCGUACGGUACUAUUUUCCAUCGUAUCCACGCUGCCCUGUCUGCCGAUUCCUCCGUCCCCUUCCCAUCCUUGCCUGUGCCAUCUUUGUCGACGUUGGCUUCUUCUACCACGGCCGAUCUAUCUACCAGGCCAUCCUCCUUCUCAUCCUCCGGCAGGUUCGCCACCCAAUUAAUGCCCUCCGUACUCCCAGGUCUGCACAUUGGCGGAUUUGAUCUAAACAGUCAUCGUGAUCUUCAACUGGAAAUAAUCGUUCAGCUUAGCUCGAGAAUGCUGGGUCGCAUCGAGGAGCUUCUGGGAAUCUCACUCGUCUCGUCCCAGUCACCGGGACGACCGGACGUGACGUGGAAUGGAAGCGACAAUGGGGCCAACUUAUCGGGAAGAAAAGAUGGUGGGGGGAUUCUAGAUAAUGCAUCUGCAUCGGCGCUACUAGAGGUAAUGUUAAAGCAUCAUAAUCUGGGUUAUUUCAAGGACGUUGAUGGGGGAGCAGGAUCGGUGAAGCAGACUUUGAAUGACAUUAGGGCGAUAUUGAGGCGUGCAUCGUAAGGAUAAGGGAAACCUUACCAGAACGCUCUGAGGGAUAUACAAUUUCUGAAAAAGGAUAUGUCACUGGAGACAUGAACCUUGGGUGCGGAGCGAAGCAACUGUGUCUUGGUAUUUCAUAUCAGAGGAACCAUUUUCUUUUCAUCCAACAAUUAUAGAUCGAAUUUGGUAAUAACUAGAGACGAGUGCC
Messenger RNA from Aspergillus sclerotioniger CBS 115572, 2137 nucleotides. It is a transcript of the gene fmpR, whose product is annotated as Zn(II)2Cys6 domain-containing transcription factor fsqA. The record is from RefSeq and is a predicted model, not a curated record. Gene Ontology annotation, biological process: regulation of DNA-templated transcription. Gene Ontology annotation, molecular function: DNA-binding transcription factor activity, RNA polymerase II-specific; zinc ion binding. Lineage: Eukaryota; Fungi; Ascomycota; Eurotiomycetes; Eurotiales; Aspergillaceae. The transcript has a single exon. The coding region runs from base 259 to 1950 and encodes 563 amino acids.